GAAAUGCUGAUUAACAAAGACUGUAAAAUGGCACUGUCUAGAAGCUUACCAACAAACAUGGAAAAAAUUUCCGGAACCUUGGAGUUUCAGGCUCAACUCCUUGACAACUUUCAAAGUCAAUUGUCUGAUUCUAUUUUUAAACCUCUUCAGAGAGAUUUUGCUCCAUCUGUCAUAAUGUCUGAAUUACAAAAUGUUAAGGCAUAUUUUUCAAAGGUUUCCAGUUGUUCUAUGUUCAGUGAAGAUCAAGCACAUACUCUUUACCACCCUUUUGAACACACACCUGCCUCUGCAGUUCAACAGAAAGCUCUACUAUCAUACAGAGAGGUUGGAAACUCAUCUUACGACACUUACGUGCGAUUUAAUAUUUUGAAUGAAACCAGCACUGCCAAACCUGUCAUUAGAAAGCAUAGGCUGAAAACAUUUGCCAAAGACAAAGUAACGAAGAGAACGAUAAAUUACUUAGAAAAGGAAAAAAAAAUGAUUACUCUUUGUUACAAAAGAACAAUCUCAUUUUCUGAACAGCACAACCAGCCUAUUCAUCAGCUUUUCCAAUUUAUUGAAACUCCUCGAGCACUAUGUACUCCUUCAGGCUUGCCGAGCAAAGGGGCUAAGUAUAUUAUGUAUAACCUCUUUGGCAAGAGAUAUUCACAAUCAUUUUCACCUAUCACAGAGAACCACACUUUCCCACCUGGGACCUGUCUAAUUGCAGAAGGAAUGAACAUCAUAUACAUUAAUCCACUGCCUGGUUUUAGAUGUUUUGCAGAAUAUGCUUCGCUCAUUGUGUCAAGAUGGGUAACACCCUUUUUCAAAAAAAAGUAUAAGGAAGUACGAAUUCUCUUUGACCAGGUUUGCUCGCAAGGAAUCUCUCCAAAGGGCUUUGAGAGAGAACGACGAGAUGCUGGCCAAGAUGACGAUAUUGAAGUGUUUGAUUCAAUAACUGAUCAAACACCUCUGCCUCAAAAUUGGUCAAAAUUUCUCAAAGUGCGAACAAAUAAACGAAAGUUAUGCCAAUAUCUGUCUAAUAAGUUAAUAGACAUUGUUUCAGCAUCUUUUCAAACAACAGAUCAAAAGUUUGUCACUUCUGGAGGUUUUCUGUCCAAUGCCCCCGAAAGAACAGAAUGGACAGGCAAAUGUGUUACCUUGGCUGGCAUAUCAUCACACAGUAUCAUUCAUAAUCAUGAAAAAAAUGGUGAGCAAACAUUUUCUGAUGAUGAAUCGGUGAGUUCAUCCAUCAGCUUAAUUGGUGAUGAUCAUGAAUUAGAUGAAGAUGAGGUUCUUACUAUAUCAAGAAAGGGUCAAGAAGUGCAAGUUGUUGACAACCCAUUUUCAGAUGAUAGUUUGUCAGGGGAGGAGUUUUAG
Molecule: messenger RNA, 1359 nt
Organism: Asterias rubens (European starfish)
Lineage: Eukaryota; Metazoa; Echinodermata; Asteroidea; Forcipulatida; Asteriidae
Exons: 3
Coding region: 4-1359 (451 amino acids)
Source: RefSeq, a predicted model, not a curated record